AUGAUCUCACCUACUGUCAAUAAACCAGGCCAGCCAAUAUGUAGACUGCCUGUGGACUUCUGUGGCACAGGGCCCAAUUUCUGUUAUGAUCUUAGCACCAGUCUGGAUAACAAUCAUCAGAGCCAUGUGCUAAGGGUCUCCCUGGCUGUGAUCAGGACUAGUGUGGCAGACAGAGUGUUGGACUACUCCACAAGUUCAGAGGCUGUCAGGGACACUAGGGGUGUAACACUUAUGGAUAUGAAUGAAGAUGGAAUGCUCAAUAUUCUGGCACAGAUGACAGGAGCACAAGCCAAGAGGACACCAUUGUUCAUACAAAACAACCUCAUUUGUGAUACAUUCUUCCUUAAGUGGUUCUCAUUUUGCCCUUCAGCACAAGUUGCUCUGGUGCUUUGCACAAACCUAGGCAUAGAUGUUGGAAGUAACAACAUGAAUGUCACAAACAUGCCAUUGACUCUACUAUGUGAUGACAAGAGAAGCAGCUUCAUCAAUGGCUGUGCCAAUCCAACUGCACCAGCACUGCUCCUGUUGAUACUUGUGGCCAUUCUCAACCAAAUGAUUCUCAAAGAGUUCAUUUACAAUGGCAGAUGCAUAAUUGCAUUUGAUGACUUCAGUUGUCUGGGUGCACUGUCUCUCAGUCAAAUUGGCAAGAACUAUCUGUUUGCCCCUGGAAUGACCUGCAAAUCAGUUUUAAGAAUCUCUGCAGAUGAUUGUCUAUUCAAGAAAGUUUUGUCAAUCCAACACCCAACCUCCAUUUUUAACAUUGUCCUUGGCAACUUCACACAUGAUGGGAAGCUAGACAUUCUGGUCAUGAGUAAAGAUGCACAGUGGGACACUCUAAGCAUGGCCCUCUAUGAGGGUAAUCAUGACAGAACUUUUGGUGCAUCUUUCUCAAAUUUGAAUUGGUUGUAA
Molecule: messenger RNA, 909 nt
Organism: Pisolithus orientalis
Lineage: Eukaryota; Fungi; Basidiomycota; Agaricomycetes; Boletales; Pisolithaceae
Exons: 7
Coding region: 1-909 (302 amino acids)
Source: RefSeq, a predicted model, not a curated record